Messenger RNA from Solanum dulcamara, 1083 nucleotides. RefSeq lists its product as uncharacterized. The record is from RefSeq and is a predicted model, not a curated record. The transcript is spliced from 2 exons. Lineage: Eukaryota; Viridiplantae; Streptophyta; Magnoliopsida; Solanales; Solanaceae. The coding region runs from base 49 to 453 and encodes 134 amino acids.
UUUUAAAGUGCCUAACAACUUCCCUCUAAUUCGGGUCCACAAUUUGAAAUGGAGUUGUUAAUUGAACCAGGCGACCCAUUUGUUCCGACCCGACCCGAUAGAGCUUCUAAAUUCAGAAACGGAGAGUGUUCGUCUCACUUCCGGGUGAAAAUGGCGGCAUCAUUCAGAUGGAUACUACAGCUACACAAGGAUGUACCAAAAGCAGCAAGAUUUUACUCAGAUGGUUUGGAUUUCUCCAUUAACGUCUGUACUCAUAGAUGGGCUGAGCUCCAAUCUGGGCCCCUCAAACUUGCUCUCAUGCAUUCAUCAAGCUCUGGCAGGAUAAAGGUUAUAGGCGUUCUAGAUAAUGAUGCAAACCUCACUCAAGCUCCUUUGGAGUAUCUGAUAUUGAGCUGGAUACUCGUGGGCUGUCAGACAGAAGAUCAUAUCUUGGAUCAGAUUCUUAAGCUGUGAUGAGUGUUCAGAAAGUCUAGAACCACAUCCGUACAAGCUGAAGAGUUAGAACAUUCUAGCCCUUCUAGUGCAAGUGUGCAACUAUGGUCUAUGAACCAUCUAGUAUAUGUACUAAGGCCGGUUCAGUGUGUACAAGGAUGAUUUGUUGUUUGAAAGAGUUUAUACUUGUCAAGAUAAGGUCGAGUUAUAAUAAACCUCAACUCUUACUGCAUCACCUUCACAGUCCUGGACAUCCAUCUGCUUAGUUUAGAGUUCUGUUUUGCUUUUGGAUAUAUGGUAAGCGUAGUUUGAUAUCCUUUGAUUACUCUAUUCUGUGGUUUGUAUUCCGUUGCAGUUUUAGUCAUUGCUCCUUUAUCCAAUCAUCUCUCUUCUAAUAUGAGAAUAUGUGUGAUGACCCUAGGAUCUUUUUCUUUUUUGUUCUUCUGUCAUAACUUCAUUCAGUAGUCUUCACAAGGUUGUUGCUUCAGGUUUUAGUCUGCGUCUAAAACCGGCACAUUAACUAUGACAAUGUCUGUCUUUGCUUACUGAUUAAAAUUAUUUCAUAUCAAUUGGUCACUUUUUUCUGUUUGUGCUUCUGUUUUUCUUUUGUUUGUUUAUUGAAAAUCAUACAACUGGUUAGCUGCUAACUUC